Messenger RNA from Drosophila serrata, 1271 nucleotides. Its product is annotated as circadian clock-controlled protein daywake. The record is from RefSeq and is a predicted model, not a curated record. Gene Ontology annotation, biological process: multicellular organismal reproductive process. NCBI's taxonomy places the organism in Eukaryota, Metazoa, Arthropoda, Insecta, Diptera, Drosophilidae.
AAGAUACUUAACCGGUUGCAUCACUUGAUUAGCAUUAACUUGCAUAUGUGCUACACAAUUAAUUUAAGGCGUAUUGUUGGAAAGCUUCGUUAGAGCAGGUUCCUGCUAGUAAUUGUGGCGUAUUAUUGUAUCGUGACUAAAGUGUUUACGUCUUUAAAGUUAGUUGAAACCCACCAGCGAAAUGAAACAGUUGUAUGUGCUGACCUGGCUGUGCAUCUAUAUCCAUAUACCCGAUGUUGCCUCUGGAGCAGACCUUCGUGCCUGCAGACGUGAUAAAGUGUCGAUUCGGAGAUUCUGUCUGCAUCCUUAGCUCCAUCAAUGCCUUGAUUAAGCGCUACCCUCAGGGUAUUCCGGAGAUCGGCCUGCCGCGCCUGGACUCGUAUCAUUUUCCCGACACCAGCAUUCUGAACUCGACGCAAAGGGGACCCAUCUGGUUAAGCUUUCGUAUGCGGGACAAUGUUCACCGGGGCUUUAACAACGCCACUGUUACCCAUGUGGAGGGUUUCCUUCGACAGCCCAAUCAAAAGCAAAUUGUUCUGAAGGCCCAUGUGCCGAGACUUCUGCAUGACGCCACCUACGACCAGGAGGGGAGGUUCCUUCUAUUCGCCAUCAACACCACCGGCAGGUUGCAGUCCGACUUCCAAAACUUCAGUCUCACCCUGACCAUUAAGGUGAUCGAGGAGUACAGGAAUAACAAGCGCUAUUUAAAGGUCUAUAGUCUGGUACCCAAAAUCGAUUUGGAUCGUUGGAUCAUCUGGCUUGAUGACCUUUAUAAGGAAAACAUGGAUGUGACCAUAGCUUUGAACCGCAUAUUCAACGUGAAUUGGCUAGAGUUCUGGAAUGAGCUACAACCAGGUCUGAUCAAAUCGUUCACAACAGCCUUUACCACUUUACUGAAUAGGGUGUUCCAGAAUGUGGCCUAUGACGACAUGUUUUUACCCGAUCUAGAUAUACGAUCGGGCCUAUAGGGUACUUUAGAUACAUAUAUCGUUUAAGAAUUUUUCAUUAAGUUUAUACCUAAGGAUUGGUAACCGCUGAUAGUCGAGUAAAUCAAAUAAUAUAUUUAUGAUUUAAAAUAAUUCAAAUGUUAAUACUGAGUUAAGUUCUACUCCGAUAACAUGUUUUUCCCAUUAUACAAAGAGUCUGCAUGAAAUUAUUUUUAUUGUAUUGCAGUUUUAUUGGAGACAUAUAAGGACACAGAUUAAUAUUGCUCGUAAACCGGUUGCCUAGUUGAUUAACUAACUUAACUUUCCUAUAUGCUAGUCAGUUAU